This is a messenger RNA of Haliotis rufescens (red abalone), 1140 nucleotides long. Its product is annotated as indolethylamine N-methyltransferase-like. NCBI's taxonomy places the organism in Eukaryota, Metazoa, Mollusca, Gastropoda, Lepetellida, Haliotidae. Gene Ontology annotation, molecular function: N-methyltransferase activity. The transcript is spliced from 4 exons. Bases 59 to 715 code for a protein of 218 amino acids. The record is from RefSeq and is a predicted model, not a curated record. Gene Ontology annotation, cellular component: cytosol.
UUGCUCAUUGUGUGGCGAACUUAUCCUGUUCAGUUCUCAACAAGUUUAUUAUCAAACGAUGGCAGUGGAUCCCAUGUUUGUCCAGGAUUACAAUGCAGCGUUUGAGCCCGAGACAUACUUGAACACCUUCUACAAUGACACCUCUCCCAGGAUGGCUUUCGGCCUGACCCAGUUCCACGAGGCUUUUGCUUCAGGAAACAUCAAGGGGAGACAACUGCUUGACUUUGGUACGGGACCCACUAUACACUCAAUCAUCAGCGCGUCUCAACACUGUGAAAGCAUCUUACUGGCGGAGUUCUCACCCCAAAACAGAGACACCCUGAAACAAUGGCACAGUGGAGAGCUGAAACAUACUAGCCAUGCCAUAUUUCUUGACUAUGUCCUCAAACUGGAAGGAAAAGGGGAUUCUGUGUCUAACAGAGAAGCCAGCAUGAGAGAGAAAGUGUCUGGCAUCAUACCGUGUGACAUCCGAAAUGAGAACCCCUUUGCUCCAUGCUUCAUCCCCGCUGCUGACAUCAUCACAUCCUCCCUGUGCAUGGAAGCAGUGGCCCUGAGUAUUCCCGAAUAUGAAUCUUAUGCAGCGCAACUUGCUUCAGUCCUGAGACCUGGAGGACACCUAGUUCUUUUCGGCUGUGUUGGGGGAUCUUUCUAUACAGUUGGUACCAGUCGCUUCUCCAGCUUUGGUAUGACCAGUUCAGAGACACAGACUGCGUAGACAAAAGCUGGUUUGGAGAUUGAAACCUGGAAGGAAGGUCAUUGUCCAAAUUCAGGAAUUUCGGAUAUUGAUGGAUUCUUCACUUUGGUUGCAAGGAAGACGCAGGCGUGAAAACAGAAGUUAUUAAAUUACCAGGUCUACAUAAAAAGGAUAGAUAUGUAUGGAGAUGGCUAUCUUAUUCAGAAUAAAUAUGACAUACUGUAUCCUCAUCAUUAAAACAAAUACAAAGUAACGCCUAUGUCGGCAUAAUUUUGCUUCAUUUGCUUGUGACCAUUGUCAGUCUAGGUCUAAACUUUGUCAUUAGUGCCUUACGUGAAACUGAGGUAAGGUGAGGUGAAAUGGGGUUUAACGUCGCGUCCAAGAUUAUUGCACUUAUAUAGCGACGUGCAUGCACGUGUGUGUGUGUGUGUGUGGCUGCUUGUACU